AUGACUACCAAGACUCCUGUUCUUACUGCAAACGCCCCUAAGCCCCUUCCUGGCAUUUACUCCCAAGCCAUCAUUGCUAAUGGCGUGGUGUAUUGCUCGGGUGCAGUCCCGAUGGAUGCUACAACGGGCAAGCUGAUCGACGGUGAUGUCAAAGCGCAUACUCAUCAAUGCAUUAAGAACCUGACUCACGUUCUUGAGGAGGCUGGCAGCGAUAUCACCAAGGUGGUGAAGGUGAAUGUCUUCCUUUCAAACAUGGAUGACUUUGCGGAAAUGAACUCGGUGUACACCCAAUACUGGGGUGAUGUGAAGCCGUGUCGCACAUGCGUUGCGGUCAAGACUCUACCGCUCAAUACCGACGUGGAAAUUGAAUGCAUUGCGGUGUUGUAA
Messenger RNA from Penicillium odoratum, 387 nucleotides. Its product is annotated as putative L-PSP endoribonuclease family protein Brt1. The record is from RefSeq and is a predicted model, not a curated record. NCBI's taxonomy places the organism in Eukaryota, Fungi, Ascomycota, Eurotiomycetes, Eurotiales, Aspergillaceae. Gene Ontology annotation, cellular component: mitochondrion; cytosol. The transcript has 3 exons. Bases 1 to 387 code for a protein of 128 amino acids. Gene Ontology annotation, molecular function: deaminase activity.